Apus apus (common swift) is the source of this 1978-nucleotide messenger RNA. RefSeq names its product E3 ubiquitin-protein ligase TRIM39-like. Gene Ontology annotation, molecular function: protein binding; zinc ion binding. The coding region runs from base 50 to 1510 and encodes 486 amino acids. The record is from RefSeq and is a predicted model, not a curated record. NCBI's taxonomy places the organism in Eukaryota, Metazoa, Chordata, Aves, Apodiformes, Apodidae. The transcript is spliced from 6 exons.
GCCGAGCCUGCCCGUGCUCCUUGGACCCUGGGCAGGCAGGGCGGCCGCCAUGGCCCUGGCAGGUGCCCUGGAGCGGCUGCAGGAAGAGGCCACCUGCCCCAUCUGCCUGGAGUACAUGAGCGAGCCCGUCAGCGUCGACUGCGGGCACAACUUCUGCCGGGGCUGCAUCUCGCAGCACUGCCAGGCCAAGGGGCUCUGGGCUGACGGGCCCUUCUCCUGCCCGCAGUGCCGGGCCUCCUGCCGCCGCAGCAGCUUCCGACCCAACCGGCCGCUGGCCAACAUCGUGGAGAGCGUCCGGCAGCUGCGGGGCAGCGCGGGGCCGGAGCCGGGCACCCCGCUCUGUGCGCUGCACGGGGAGCCCCUCAAGCUCUUCUGCGAGGAGGACGAGGAGGCCAUCUGCGUGGUGUGCCGCGAGGCGCUGCGGCACCGCCCGCACUGCGCGCGGCCCAUCCAGGAGGCCGCGCAGCUCUCCCAGUUCAAACUCCAGAAAUCCCUGGAACAUCUUUCAAAGGAAGUGGAGGACGUGAAGAAGCAUGAGUCAGUGGAAAGAAUGAAAACGCAGGAAUGCAAGGAGACAGUGAAGAAAAAGCGGGAGAGGAUUGUGAGCGAGUUUGGGAAGCUGCAUCGGCUGCUGGCUGAUGAGGAGAAGCUGCUGCUCCAGAAGCUGGAGCAGGAGGAGAAGCAGAUUCUGCUGAUGAUCACUGAAAACCUGACCAGGCUGAUGGAGCAGAAGAUCGUGCUGGAGGAGCUGAUCUUGGAGAUAAAGAAGAAGACCCAGCAGCCGGCUGACAUGCUGCUCAAGGACAUGAAGAACAUCCUGAGCAGGUGUGAGAAGGUGAAGUUCCAGUCCCCUGAGCCUGUGUCUGUGACCCUGAAGGAAAACUACAGCAUCCCUGAGCACUGCCUGAGCAUGAGAGACAUGCUGAAGAAGUUCAGAGAGGACGUGACUCUGGACCCCGAGACGGCGCACCCUGAGCUCACCCUGUCUGAGGACCGCAAGAGCGUGCGGCGCGGCAGCAAGAAGCUCUUUCUCUCUCUCUUCGACAGCCCGAAGAGAUUCAGCACCGCGCCGGUGGUGCUGGGUGCUCAGAGCUUCUUCUCAGGCCGCUACUACUGGGAGGUGCAGGUGGGAGACAAGCCAGAGUGGGGCUUGGGGCUGUGCCUGGAGUCUGCGAGCCGGAAAGGCAGCAUCCUCUUCUCCCCACAUAAUGGCUACUGGGUGCUGCGGCUGCAGAAUGGGGGCAACUAUGAGGCCCUCACUGCACCCGUGUCCCCCCUGACCCUGGGUGUGAGACCCCGGCGCAUCGGGAUCUUCCUGGACUACCAGGCAGGAGAAAUCUCCUUUUACAACGUGAACAACCACUCCCACAUUUACACUUUUACUGACAAGUUUUCGGGGAAGCUCCGGCCUUUCUUCUACCUGGGUGCCUUUUUGGGGGGCAGAAAUGCAGAGCCCUUAGUGAUCUCCUGGGUCAGGGACACGCAGGACACCGGGUGCAUCAUCCUGUGACUUCUCACAAGUGGGCAAAGACCUGGGAGCCCAACUGGUUCCUGCUGUGAGCAGGGCAGCACCAGGGAAAUAGCUGGGUGCCUUGGUGAGCAUCAUGGCAGGGUCUCCAUGUGUGGGUCUAAAACAACUGCCCACUGCCAACUGACUACCACCAUCUGCUGACCAAUGUGCAGUUGUCCCAGCACUGUAGAAGUGUCCAGCAGCCAGUUGUCAGUGGUCAGUUGUCCCUUUCCCCUUGCUUGCUCCUGGCUACUUCGGGUGACCCACCAAGUGUGACAUCCAUGCAGUGCCAUGCCUGUGCUGGGAAGAGCACUUUGCAGUGGGAAUGUGUCACAAUCCACUGCUGACAGGGACAGGGGAUCCCAGUGGCCACCACUGUGCUGCCACUCACCUCAUGAGCUGCUGGAGAAGGUUCUGCUUUUGGUGUGAAUUACACUGAAACAAGGCAAUAAAGGGUUGAUUUGGGGA